Talaromyces amestolkiae is the source of this 1608-nucleotide messenger RNA. RefSeq lists its product as uncharacterized. Gene Ontology annotation, molecular function: protein binding. The transcript is spliced from 2 exons. Gene Ontology annotation, cellular component: nucleus. The coding region runs from base 1 to 1608 and encodes 535 amino acids. The record is from RefSeq and is a predicted model, not a curated record. NCBI's taxonomy places the organism in Eukaryota, Fungi, Ascomycota, Eurotiomycetes, Eurotiales, Trichocomaceae. Gene Ontology annotation, biological process: rRNA processing.
AUGAAUUCUAUGAUCACGACGACGACGUGGGUGAGGCGUGGGGUCGCCGCCCAGUUUCCCAUAAAAUAUGAGAUCGACGAAGCUGAAAUCAACCGGAUAUCAGAGAUUGCCCGCAUGCAAUUGGAAGACGCCAAGGGAGAUUUGAAGGCUGCAAAGGAGGAUGCAGAUGCAGACGCAAUGGAUGAGGAUACGACUGAAAAGACUUCCCAAAAGACUUCCAAAAAGACUUCAAAAGACGAAGAUCACGACGAUGAAGACGACGAUCUAAAAGAGUACAACCUCGAACACUACGAUAGCGACGAAGUCGACGAAGAUGGCGAAGAAGUCACCAUGUUCGGUAACGUCAAGUCUCUCGCCUAUCACAAACCAGGCGAGAAGGACCCUUAUCUCGAAUUCCCUGAAGAAGACAACGACGAGGAGCGCGAGGAACUGCAAAUUCUUGGAACAGACAACUUGUUAAUAGCCGGAAAGCUGGAAGAUGAGGUAGCUCAUCUUGAGGUAUAUGUUUAUGAAGAUUCCGCGGAUAAUCUGUAUGUGCAUCACGACGUUAUGCUCCCGGCCAUUCCACUUUGUGUGGAAUGGCUCGAUUUCCCGGUUGGAAAGAAUGAGGAAGGACGCACAAAUGGAAAUUUCGUGGCUGUGGGUACUAUGGAACCUGAUAUCGAAAUCUGGGAUCUCGACAUUGUCGACUGCAUGUACCCAAACGCCAUCCUCGGCGCGGGCGACGGCGACGACGACAAGAAGAAGAAAAAGAAGAAGUCCAAGAAGUCGAAUGACGAAUACCACGUUGAUUCCGUCCUGGCACUGUCAGCAAACAGACAGCACCGCAACCUUUUGGCAUCUGCGUCUGCCGAUUUGACCGUCAAAUUAUGGGACCUCAACACGCAAAAAUGCGCUAAAUCGUACAACUACCACAAGGAUAAGAUCUGUGCUCUUGACUGGAAUCCCAGAGAAUCUACCAUCUUGCUCAGUGGAAGUUACGAUCGUACCGUCGUUGCGGCAGAUAUGCGUGCACCAGACGCAAAAGCGCCUCGUUGGCAGGUUGCCUCUGAUGUUGAGAACUUGCGUUGGGAUCCUCAUGACCCCAACUUCUUCUACGUCACCACCGACACCGGUCUGGUCUACAAGUACGAUGCGCGCAACGCACCUGCUACACCCGCUGAAUCCAAACCUGUCUGGACAUUGCAAGCGCACGACGACUCCGUCUCGUCGUUCGACAUUAACCCACGCGUUCCCGGGUUUUUGGUCACCGGUUCUACCGACAAACAAGUCAAGAUCUGGGAUACAGCCAAUGACAGACCCAACAUGGUCGUGUCACGCAAACUCGAAGUCGGUAAAGUGUUUUCGACAUCGUUUGCGCCAGACCCCGAAGUUAGCUUUCGUCUUGCUGUUGCUGGUAGUAAAGGCGUUGUGCAGGUGUGGGAUACUUCUACCAAUGCUGCUGUGCGUCGCGCUUUUGCUGGUCGUACGCCGGAUAUCGUUGCUGGGGAAGAGGGGGAGAUUAAGGAGAGGAUCUUGGGCGUGAACCAAAAUGAUGAUAGUGAUUCAUCGGACGGUGAGGAGGGUGGUGAGAACAAAGAUGGAUGGGAGUCGAUGGAGGAGGAUUAG